GGCUGGGUGAAGCAAUCGUCUUAUUUUGAUGUGACACACAAACAAACCAACAACGCUGACAACAACGAUGACGGAUGAUGAGGACAGGAGCAACGAGUGCGUGGUGUGUGGCUUGGAUGAGGAUGUGGCCGUCGUCCCAAAGUGUCACCAUGGCAUCUGCAAAGAGUGCCUUCGCAUGCACGCCAAGUCGUGCAUGGAUACCAGGCGCCUGCCCGUUCAAUGCGCGGCGUGCACGGAAGAUGUGCCCCUGAACAUGGUGCUUGAUGCGCUGCCGCCUGAGGAGCAAGAUCAGUUGAGCACGGCCAUGCUGCGCGCAGCGCUGGAGAAGGACCCGCAGGUCAGGUUCUGCCCCGCACCGGACUGUGGCUACGCCGUAUUCCUUGGCGAAGACAUGACCUUGUGCCCCUACGCCAGCUGUGACAGGUGCGGGACAGCUUUCUGCACGCGCUGCAAGCACAAAGCACACGGCCGAAACCCGUGUGUCCUCACCGACUUGCCACCCAACACAAAGCCGUGUCCAAAGUGCUUCGCCCCCAUCGAGAAGGCGCAGGACGGCUCCUGCAACCACGUCCGCUGCUACGUGUGCAAGACGGACUUUUGCUGGCUGUGCUUGAAGCCGUUGAGCCAGAUGGACACCAUCAACCAUUACGUGGGCAUGACCGGCUGUACCAUGUUUGGAUCCAAGCCCUGGAGCGAGGGCAAGCGGUUGGCCGUGCACCGGAGCAGCCCGCUGUGGGUUCCGUUUGCCAUUGGCCUCGGUGCCGUCGCCGUGCCGCUGAUGAGCCUCUCCCUCCCUGUUGUUGCUGCAAAGGAGGCCUACAAGGACAACCAAGAAGCAAGCAAAGCUCGCAGGGUUUGGCGAGGGUUCAAAAGCGGCAUCGGCACUCUGUUGAUUGGCACACCGAUCCUGGCUGUCGCAUACACAGUCGUGGCCCUGAAGGGCGCUUGGUUCGCAUACGUCAAGAUGCCGUGUCGCGAGGUGCACAGCUGCUGCCGAUCAGGACGGCCUCCUUCAGGCGUGGUGGAUCUCACACCACAGAGCGCGUUACCCUCAGGCCACCGCCUCGCCUCUGAUUCCGCUGCAUGACACUGUGACAGGCUGUUUGUGCGUGGAAAAUGGACGAUAAAUGAUUAUGCAUCUGCUCCAUGCAUUUGACUGAGCGCUUCAAACAUGUGUUGUUGCUCCUUGCUGCCUUGUCAUUUGUGCUGCUUUGUUACACUUCGCUCCUGUUGCCUUUUUCCUUGCCCUGCCCUUGUCUUGUCUCUUGCUCUGUCUCUUGCCUUGAUCUACGUUUCCCGUGACAAUUAAACGACCUGCUGCCAUA
This is a messenger RNA of Salpingoeca rosetta, 1325 nucleotides long. RefSeq lists its product as uncharacterized. The transcript has 6 exons. Gene Ontology annotation, molecular function: ubiquitin protein ligase activity; ubiquitin conjugating enzyme binding; zinc ion binding. Lineage: Eukaryota; Choanoflagellata; Craspedida; Salpingoecidae. Gene Ontology annotation, cellular component: cytoplasm; ubiquitin ligase complex. Bases 68 to 1087 code for a protein of 339 amino acids. Gene Ontology annotation, biological process: protein polyubiquitination; positive regulation of proteasomal ubiquitin-dependent protein catabolic process; ubiquitin-dependent protein catabolic process. The record is from RefSeq and is a predicted model, not a curated record.